This is a messenger RNA of Periconia digitata, 2619 nucleotides long. The record is from the annotation of a GenBank genome assembly. Lineage: Eukaryota; Fungi; Ascomycota; Dothideomycetes; Pleosporales; Periconiaceae.
UCUCCGUAUUCGCUAGUUGACAUAACUACCAAGUACAUUCUCCACACCACGACUCUUGUCACGCCGCACUCCUCGGCCUGUUGGAUUUCCGUCUACACAUCAAACAUAUUUCAGACUGCAAGCAUGGAUCCUCGUCACAAUGGACAGGAUCCUAAUCGUAAUACACAGCAACAUCAUAGGUUUUCAUGGCAAACGCCACCAGAAACACCACCUGAACAGAAUGCCCAUGUCCAGCAACAGCACCAUCAGUACAAUCAGCAGGUACAACAGCAACAGCAUCAACAAUACAACCAACAACAGCAACCCGCAAGAAUUCAUACUGAAGUAGACGGUCAACUACAUAACCGAACAUUCUCCUACGCACAAACACCGGCUGAGCACAUCGCUUUCCAGUAUAUACCGUCUCCCAGCGAUGUUCCUCCAGUGCCACAGAUGCCCACGCCAAUUGAUCCAAGACCAGCUUCGUAUUACAUCCCGCACCAACAAACCGCCCAGCCUCAGCCUAGCAUGGCGUCGCCACCAUACGAAGAACACCCAGUUGUCUCCCCUCUUCUCCCACACACUCACAAUAGAACUUCGCAACUGUCACCAAUCUCACCCGUUACUGUACCCGAACAAACCCAUGCGCCCGAAUCGCAAACACAACGUACGCAGCACGCAAGGAACUUGAGCAACCUUUCACCCAUCAACACAAACUUAAGACAACAAAGCUACCCUCAGAUGCCCCAGAUGCCCCAGCCCAAUCCCGGAGACGCCACAAUCACCAACACUCUAACGCCCAUCUCUCCCAGUUCCAUCAAGAAAGAGCCCCUGGAAGACAACCGCCCUCCCCUAUCCCCAACCAGCAAAGCAUCCUAUGCGCACCAACCCUACUCCCCCCAUGGCCUCUCCUCUUCCAUGAACACCCGCCAUGCCGUCUUCUCCCCAGACUCCGCCCACGGCCCCAACGGCCUAGACUUCUCCCUCCACCGACCCGGCCAAAUCGCCCACCCAAACAUGGACCUCUCUACCUCCGGUUCGAAGCAAAGCUGGAAAUCCUCCCUCUGCUCAUGCACCCCAGACGUAUCAACCUGUCUCACAGGCCUCAUCUGCCCUUGCAUAAUCUACGGACGAACCUCCUACCGCCUCUCCCAAAAAUCAGAUAAAAAAGAUCCCACGGAUUUAUUGAGCCACAGCGCUACCAACGGCCAUUGCAUGAUUAUGGCGCUUAGCUGCGGAUUCUGGUGGUUAUAUCCUAUGCUUCAGCGCACGCGACUGCGGCAUUUGUAUAAGUUGGAAGGGGAUCUGGUGGGCGAUUGCGUUAAGGCUGCUUGUUGUUGCUGCUGUGUUGCUGUGCAGAAUGAGAGGGAGGUCAAGACGAGGGAGGAGGCGACGCGGAGGUGGGCUGGGCCGGCUAGUAGUGAGGUUUAUGGACGGGAGGCGGGCAUGAAGUAUGCGCCGCAGACAUAGAAUGCACCUAUGUACGCAUGUAUGGAGAAGAGGGGGUGGAUCAGAGACUGAAGGAAUCGCACAUAGCUUUUAUGAUAGUUUUAAUGAUACCCGAUUUGAUUGAUCUCUAGCCUUAAUUUUGCCUUGUAAUGAAGAGUAUGUCAUGAUAAGCGUUCCCUACGCGCUUUGCAGGGCUUUUCAAAAUGAUUAUGUUUCUCGUAAAACUGGAAACGUAUUAUCAGUAUCUAGCUACGCAGACUUCAUCAAAGUUUAUUAGAAACGUCAUAGAUACGUUUGAGCUUCGAUGUUGGGCUGUUUUGCGGCCUCGUGCUCAACCUUCCUGAUAAGGAAGACGACCACCCCACCUCUUGUUGCUGCUAUUGAGAAUCCCCAUUUGAUUCUUCGCAUGCAAAUAAAUAAUACGGAAAUUCUAGUGAAUAGGAAGGUGUAUCAACUUGACAUAUGUCAGCUUCAAGUGCUGUAAGUAUAAAAAUCAUGCUCGUGACGAUUAGGAGGAGUUAUCCGCCAACCUUCCUAAUUGGGUAAGAGGUCUUCAACCGUCGAUCACUGUGACUUGAAAAAGGACUGUCGGUGCUCAACCAAAAAUUGAGCAACCAAAGUAAAUUGGCGAUAAUGCGUCAACGUAUAUUUGGAUACCUUUUCUCUAAUUUGUUCAAAGACAUUUUGCGUGUUCAAGAACCAUCUCAUCAUAUCCUCUCCAUUGGAAAUGAAAUCAAUAGACAUGUAUGCGACUGGUAGCACUUCUAAGCUUCCUGGUCUGAAAGGGUCAGAUUCGUAGGGCGCCGAUCGCCAUAGUGAGAACAGCCGCCUUGAUCGUCACACUAAUCCCAGACAUGAUGGCCAAAACACCAAUGGUCUAUUAUAACUUGGGAUAACGGUUUUAGAUAUAAAAUUGAAAGGUUUGAGGUCACUGACAUCAUAAGCGUCAGGAUAUAGUUGGUCUGCUGAUCGUACUGCAAUUCUGGUCGUUGCUAAAACACAGGCUGAAGCGGAGCCUCAGCCUCGUCACCUCUAGUGCAAGCGAUCACACCGCAUCAUGAUCAACAGUGAUUAUUUCGAGACUGAUUACACACAACCUUGUAGCUUGGGACUUAUGAUUUUUUGUUUUGACGAGGUGCAAUUAUUUCUUGGCUCGGGACUGCUGUUAUCGCGUUGCCCAAGUGGUGUUCU